This is a messenger RNA of Cydia strobilella, 8158 nucleotides long. Its product is annotated as charged multivesicular body protein 7. Gene Ontology annotation, biological process: late endosome to vacuole transport via multivesicular body sorting pathway; vesicle budding from membrane. The record is from RefSeq and is a predicted model, not a curated record. Gene Ontology annotation, cellular component: multivesicular body; ESCRT III complex; cytoplasmic side of plasma membrane. The coding region runs from base 144 to 2051 and encodes 635 amino acids. The transcript has 11 exons. Lineage: Eukaryota; Metazoa; Arthropoda; Insecta; Lepidoptera; Tortricidae.
UUUGAAAAAAGCAUGGCGGAUUGUCGUUCCCGUGCUGUGUGUAUUUUUAUUUUGACGUCUCUGUGUGAACUGUCUUUGUUUUAAAUCAGCGAUAUUUAUAGAAAACUGCACAUUUGAACAGUGAGUGUUGAUAAAAACCCACAAUGGGUUUACCAGACACCUGUAUCACUGAGGACAAGCUUCCUAAAUGCUGGUCUGACGAUGUGCGCAUGAACGCACUUUUUGCACCUUUUCGUUUGAAAUCUGCAAACCCUGAGUCUUGGGACAUGAAGAUGAAGUUCUGGUCUGAUCUGCUGAGGCAGUAUUGCCGCUGGAAAAAGGACCCAGUGGUAUCUGCGGCAGAUUUAAAAUGCGCCUUUAUGAGGAGGGGUCGGACGCCUGCUUGCCUUGACAUUGUGGUGGAAGAAAUGUUCCGCAAUGGCGAGCUAGCACCCCUAACAAAGUACCAGCAGAUCCUGCACAACGGGCCUGAAGGUUGGGUGCGGUGGGGCGCUCGCUUGGCGUUCAAGCCGGCUGCACUGGCCCUGACGGCGGUCACCUCUCUUCUACCGGCCCGACAGGCUAUUGACAGUGACGGGCUACCCAAGGCCAGCAUUGAUUCCACACAGAGAUUUGUAUGUGAAAGCGCUGUGAAGGAGCAAGCAACAGAACUUCUAGAGAACUUUCCCAAUGACGCAGAGCGGAUAGGAACCGUAGAUGAGCUGAUGAAGAUCUGCAAGUGGCAGCACGGAAGAGACACCUUCGAGAUGCUGCUUGGUUACCUAGUGUCACAGGGUGCUGCUGUCAAGAAAGAUGAAGUCAUCAAGCUGGCUGAGCCGAACAAGAAAGCGACGCCAGUAACAGAGACGGACGAGGCCCUGGUGCGCUUGGUAGCGGCCGAGGCGCGGCUAGAGGCCGAAGCCAACAAGUUAGCUCGCGAGGCCUCCACCGCUGAGGGCGAGGCCAGGGCAGCUCUGCAGCUGGGCAACAGGCUCGCUGCUAAGAACCACCUCCGUCGUAAGCACAAAAUACAACUAGGCAUCGAGCACACCGACGGGGCGCUGCAAAAUGUAAAGCAACUGUUGCAGCAGAUGCGAGAAGUUGACACCACCACCGCCAUCGUCGACACAUACAAGGUGACAUCGCAGGCACUGAAGCGCGGCAUGAAAGAGGGAGGCCUCGACGAAGACGCCGUGCACGACACUAUGGACGAUCUCAAGGAGGUGAUGGAGCAAUACAACGAAGUGGAGAAGGCUCUAGCUGGCUCUGUAGAAGAUGUGGAUGCUGCAGAACUGGAACAAGAGCUCAAGGAACUCUUGUCCGGCCCUGCGGCGCCCCCUGGCGGCGGCGAAAGGAAAGAAGUGCCCGUCCCGAAAACGCCGCAGUCCAAAAAGAACCCGGAGCCCGAUUUCGUUUUCGAUGGCGAAGAGCGUGUGCUCGCCGAGCUGAAUGAGCUGAGCGUCGAGGAUGCCUCUCCCCGCGCCCCGCGCACCCGGGUCCCGGUCCCGGUCCCGGUCCCGAUCCCGGUGGCCGAGGGCUGGGAACCUGCACCGACGGCGAAACCCGAACGCAAGGCCUCUCCGAAGCCCUCCCAAAGCUGGUACCCGCCCAGCACUGAAUGCCUCCGUCCCGACACCACUUGGAACAACAACCCGGACCGCAGUUACGACGAAUUGCGAUUGGAUGACAGAUUACACCCCGGUCAACCUUUCAACGUGGACUUCACUCUACCAGCAAAGCUAUACAGCUCGGAUUUUCAAGUCCGCGACCACAAGCCUCACUCCGGAGUGUGGUUGUACAACAGUAGAGAUGACAACUGUAAUACUCUUAAUACCUCUUUCAGCCCCAGUACGCAAUAUACCAGCACCGAAAGCCCCGCCGGCUUCCAGAUGGCGCCCGGCGGCGAGCGGCGCCGCUCCCAGCCCGCGCCCCUCGCCACCCCCGCCCCCGCCCCCGCCCCCGGCGCACCCGCCCCCGGCGCCCCCGCCCCCGGGGGCUGGCCCCGGGAGCCCGAGGACGACGUGGCCGACAUAGAGCGCCGCCUGCACAACCUCCGGGGCUUCAACUUAUAAUCCACGGACUAGUGCACGCCUGACAGGUAGGCUGGACACUCACAGUGAAAUAGCUUUAAGUACGGAUACGUGUCGAUGUUUUGCAGUGUACAGUCCCGUCUAAAAAUAUCGAUACGGACAAAGUGCCAAAAAUAUGCUUACACGACCUUAUUGCCCAUGUAUUAAAGUAGUGUAUACAGUCGAAUCCGUUCAUUAUGACUGCUUAUACUGACCAACCGCUUACUAUGACGUAUUACUGUGCGAGGUUUGGUUUUCACAUAAAAUUCUUUGUGACAGUCGGAUAUGAUGACUUCGCUUAUAGUGACAAAUCGCUAUGACCUAUAAAUCCUAAUUUCAUGACAUUAUGUACGGUUAUACUGACACCCGAGGUCUUUUCCCGCGAGAACGUUUGGUGCGCGCGUGGCGUUUAAGUUGUCUUAGUUUUGAUUCUCGGUGAAAAGUUGAUAAUUGGUACAAGGUUAAUAAUACUCAUCUCUCACAAAGGAGUUUGAGAUUAAUUUGGAAAAAAUCACAAAAAUAAGAGUUGAUCAAAUGCUUUAUAUGACAUCCGCUUAGUAUGACGUGUUUGUCACUUCCCUUCGACGUCAUAAGCGGAUUCUACUGUACAUAUUUUUGGCACUUUGUCCGCAUCGAUAUUUUUAGACGAGACUGUCCGGCGUCAAGGCUAAGGCCCGAGUUGGCCGAUUUUUAAUUUGUUGUCGAUUUUUGUACGUCAGAUUUCGAUAAAAUUUGGUGGAGUUCUCUACUCUGUACAAUCGACCAAUUUGAUUCCUUGGCCACUUUAGAACCGUGUCAUAAUACAAAUCAAUUAGUUUUUUUUCUACGACAUUGCUGAUUGAGUGAUGUGUGUCUAGUAGUUAAAGCAACAAGGUUCUAUUGUUGCCUUAGAAUCAAAUUGGUUGAUUAACGUUAACGUAAUAAGCGCAAUUUCAACGUAAGUCCUAACAAGUCUUCCCCUGAGCGCCCAUGCGGAGAUCUUCAUACUUUUUUUUUUACUAGCCUAAUUUAGUGUCCCACUGCUGGGAAAAGGCCUCCCCUCGCUUCCUCCACUCGACCCUGCUGUUUGUACUUAUCAAAUUUUAUCCAAAUUUAACGAAAAAAAAUCUACAAAAAAAUUAAAAUCAGCCCAAGUGUAAAAUCAAUGAUUUUCGCCUGUAAACAUCUAGCUUAAAUAUGUUAAAAAUAGUUGUAAAUUUGUAUAUUCAUAGUGUAGUGACAUGUCCUGGUGACAUUAUAGAAUACUCCAAUUUAACGUAUUGUUUUCUUUGUGUAUUAUUAUAACUGAAAUACAUACACUGUUAUAAUAAUUGACAGAGUAAAAUCGACCUUAUAUCGUGUAAAAUAAGUUUUAAAUUCAUCUUUCGUGACGGUUAGCUAUAAAUAUGCUAUAGGUAAAUAUUAUAGUAGCCGUUUUUCUGUCAAAUUUCGAAUGAAUGUAAUUUUUGGUUAAAUAUUGGGUUAUAAUUUUAUGUGUGUCUGUCAGAUAACCUUUCUAUGCGGCUUUCCUUGGUUGUUAUGUUAUAUUAUAUUACGAUAUCAUCGCCCACACUGUUAAAAACUUACAGUUCGUAAACCUUAAUACAAAAGGCAUAUUGUCCAACGAUGGACAGUUUAAGAGCGUUUCUGUUUGUACUUUAGGUUUUUUUGAUAGUUUUUUAAUGUCGAGCGAUUUAAGAGCCCAUCAACGUGCUACUAGCACCACUGCUAAAUAAUUGUGAUUAUUUGUGACGUUUUCAAGUAAAAUGUACCACAUUGUCGCUUACAUAAGGAAGGAUUUGCUUGUAUCUUCUGCCAGAGCGUCCUUAUGGUAAGCGACAAUGUGGUACCUUUUGCUUGAAAACGACACAUUUAAAUUCAAAGAUAGCUAUUUUAAAAAAGAGGGCCGCUACGUACUGUAUUUCGUAUUAAAGUACCUUUUGAAAACAUUAUAAUAGUUUUUACGUUGCUGUAUUCGUCAAUCUAUGCGUCCAAAGUUAAAACGGCCGUUUUUAUUUUGAGUUUAUAGAUUGACGAAUCCAGCAUCAUAAAAACUAGUUUGAUGUAUUCAAAAUUUACUUAUAUACAAAAUACAGUACGUAGCGGCCCCCUUUUUUAAAUAUCUAUCGUUAAAUUUAAAUAAUCUCAAUUAUUUAGCAGUGGCGCUAGUGAACACGUUGGGGGGCUCUUAAAAUGAGAAAAAGGUCCUAAGAUAGUUGAUAUGCUUAUUUUUAUACUUGUGUUUAACACAUUCACUAACUAAGAGCGUAUUCCCAUCUUAAAGGCCGGGAACGCACUUACAACCCCUCUGGUGUUGCGGGUGUCCAUGGGCGGCGGUAAUCGCUUACCAUCAGGUGAUCCGUCUGCUCGUUUGCCUCCUAUUUCAUAAAAAAAACCCCAACGCAGAUGUGCGUUCACCGUCAUACAAGUUUGUUCCUAGGCCACGCCCCCUGGCAGUGAAUGCGUUAAAGGUCUUUUAACCUGAUAAGGUCCAUAUUUAGUUCAUAUUGAUGUUUCUGUGGUCAAAUAUGAAUUUGUUUGGCAAAAUAUUAGACCAUUUUAGUUAUAAAAUUAUUUCGAUUUGUUAUUAAAUCCGAGGAAAGCCUCCAGGAAAUGUAAAAUAAUAUUUGACUGAUGAAUUAAUAGUUAAGGUUUUAUAAUCAAGAUGUGAUUUAAUUAAGUUAUAUAAAAUAAUAGUGUGAUGUAUAAUUUAAUUUUGGAUUCGUUCUUCCGAAUUGAAGUUAACGUAUUUAGUUUUUCAAUUUAGCCAAAUAACAAGUUAUAUUAAAUAAAUAUUUAAAAAAAAGUCUGAAAAGGAUGUAAUGUUUGUUUACCCCUUUUUCAGCAUACAUUAUUAGGUUUUAAAAUUGGUUAUGGUCUUCAGCUGACAUAAUAGGGAUGUUGUCUGUAUUUUUUUUAUAUUUUUUUUAAAUGUAUUUCUUUAAAUAACUCAUUUGUUUAAUAACCCAAUAUUCCCAUAUAAAUGUUGUCGGUUGUUAUAAAUUGAUAUUUAAUUUAGAAGUUUCAAUGUGAAGUAUAUAUAGUAAUAGUAAUACACCUAUCGCUAGUUGUGCUUGUGCCUAUAUUAGCUUAGUAGUAGACAUCCAGGUUCACAUUGUAUAUCAACAACUGUGUCGUUUUCAAGUAGAAGGUACCACAUUGUCGCCUGCCAUAAGGACACUGACAGGUUAUUUGUAUAAAGAUAUAAGCAUAUGUUAAUUGUGAAUAAACUAUUUCAUUCAUUCAUUCAUUCAAAUUUCGUCCUUAUGGUAUGCGACAAUGUGGUACCUUUUGCUUGAGAAUGAUACAACUAUGUGGGCCAUUUUAUUUAGUUAUUUUUUUUAAAAUAGGGAUUAUUACUGCAAUGUACUGCCGCCAGAGUGCAGCACUAGCAACUAUCGUAAACCAUAGAGUAACAUACAUACAGUGCCUUAAAACUGUUUGUUGACAAGUUUUCACAGAUAAAAUAUGACAUUGAUGCAUCAAGGCGGUUUGUUUAUAAAGGGCCUACCGGGAAACGCAAGAAUCGAAAUUUAGUUAUCUACCUAUUUAUCGCUUGAAUAUGCAAGUGAUAGAGAGGUUAGAUAACGAAAUUUCGAUUUUCUUGUUUCGCGGUAGACCCUCAGAUUCUGAUGAUUUGUGGUAGUGGCGCCCCCUACGCAGUGUUUCGCGUAAUAUUCCCUAUUUGCACAAUUUUAUGUUUUCUUCUCAGAAUCAUGCGCUUUUUCUAUCCUAAUAGGAGGGAAAAAAAAGUAUCCCUAGAUUUUUUUAUCCGUACCGUUACCAUUUUUCAUAGACUUUAACGGUAACAGAAUGGAUUUCAUUAUAUUAUUUUUAAUUAACGAUGUAAUUAAAUACUGUAUGUUCGUAUGUGAUAUUAACACUGCCUGUUUCAUGGGUAUCGUUUUGUUGUAUUUUUCUAGUUAUGCCAAUGUAAUGUAAUGUAGGUCACGAAUUCUCGUUGUAGAUGCACUAGGCUUCCUAAUGUCGUGUUAUAAAGGGAUCUUACAUACGACUUAGCCGCCGCCAUACAAUCGAUCGCCAUACUCUUAAUGUGUGAAGUUAUCGAUGUUAUAUAAAUAAACAUGUUUCAAUAUAAAUGCUGUAAAAAGGUACCUUUGUCCUUAAACUAUACUUAUGCAAUUAUAAAGUGUAAUAAAUGUGAUAUAUUAAAGAAAAAGUGACGAAGCCCUCCAGUGGUGAAGGCCGGAUUCGAACCGGCGUCUUUAGCUAUCGCGGCUAACGCCAUGAACCCCUAGGCCACUUCGAAAACAAAUCAAAAUAUUUAAUAAAAUAAUUUGAUUUGUUCCCAAAGUUGUUUAUCUAUACUUAUGAAAUCCUAAAGUAGCAAGCGCUUAUGCGCUACGGUGAGCGCUUAAGAUUAUUUAAAAAAAAUAACGCUAGGUCUUAGACAUAGUAUAUACAAGUAGUUAUAGACGCGCCACCGAGCGACCGGGGGUAAGAGAAAGAAUAUUCAUAUAAAAUUUGGGCAGCAUAGGAUUUUUUCUCUUUCACUCUUAUAAAUUUCGGUAUUUCGCCAUCGCCUCCUACCUAUGAUGCUACCCGGUCGGUGAUAAGGACAAAGCAUGGCACUAUUUUCUCUUUCCUCUUAUAGGAAUCCCAAUAAGACUAUCUUUCUCUAUUAAAGUGUCAGGCCCUUGCUUACGGUACUAAGAUCCCUUUAUCCCGAUUACUACACUUAAGUAUAUUCGCUCGUAACACUCAAAAAUUAUCACAACGGUAAGGUGUAUUCGGGUGAUUUCGAAAAAUGAACUCUAAUAAUCAUAGUUAUGGGUGAUUUUCGGAAUAACCCGAAUACAGCUUACACAUAGAAUUUGUAUAAAUGACCUAUCAAUAUUAUGUAAAAAGAUGUAAAUAAAAUGCCGCGGCUGGUCCGUGCUUUUGUAAUCAACAAUAAGCAAAAAAUGAGAAAAAAAAAUCAUUUAAAUAUUGUAAAGUACUUUAAGUAGGUUAUCAAAUUCAAAUUAUCGUUAGAUAGGGGAAAAAAAAAGAAAAUGUGAAAAAAAAACUUUUGUACCUCGUCGGUGUAUGGAAAUUUUUGAGUUAUUUUUUAUUGUGACCUAACAUUAUGGGAUUAACAUGUGUUUGUAAUAUUGUUCUUUUGUGAACGAUGAUUUUUCUACCAUUUGUACAUAAUGACUUCAAAAGUUACCAGUUAGUUGGUCUAUGACGUACAGAUGUAGUGCAUAAUUGUUUUCCAUCGUAUUUUCUCGGAAACGUUCGUAUUUGUCUAUUUCAGUCAAACUCAGUACUUUUUGUACCGAGACUGUCCGUAAGCACUUAAGCAGUCAAAUUUAGAUUGAUACAGUAUUGCUUUUGUUCUAAUCAAAGAGAAGUUCUGAUAAAAUCGACCUGUCUUAGCUGUCAUUUUAGUUUAGUUUGCGUAUCUGCCGCAUGGCGCUAGUUAUAAUCUUAGGCAUAAUGUACGGCCAAGCUGAGUUCGGCCGGAUAUAACAGCUGUACGUAAUAAUAGUGUCUAUUGUAAUAAGUAUUUUUAACUUGUCUCUGUCUUUUGUAUGUUAUAUUAUAUAUUAAUUUUGUUGUUUUUCUUGUUACCUGUCGUGAUUGUUUCACCGGAUGGUCUCACCGGAAGAUCAGCGCUGGAAGUCGCCAGCAACAUGCUGAGGUGAGACCAUUUCGUGGCACUUUUUCUUUUAUUUAUGUUCCUCUGUUCUGUAUAACUUUCUAUUUGUGUGUGCUAACGAAUAAAUUAUUUCUAUUCUAUUCUAUUCUAAAUAGCAAGAUACGUUCGUACGUUUCCGUGAAAAUACGAUGGUAAAUAAUUAUGCACUAUAUCUGUAAUUUGGCGUCUAAAACGGGUCUAAAGCGGCUUUUAGACAUGGCUAAAUGAAGCUAGCUGCAUGAAAAUUACUGUAAUUAAAAUUAAAAAUGUUUGUAAAUGCACACUUGCUUGUCUAUAGGCCGCUAAGGUUUUUUCUCGAAAUCAAAUACUUUUUGUUUAAAUUACAUGAGAAAUGUUAGGAAUGUUGGGCGUCAUGACCGAAUGGUGUCAUUUUGUACGUACGGGUGCGGCGCACAGCCCCCCACUUCCUCGAUCUCCGAAUGCACGGAAUUGGCGCGCGGACAGUAGACUUAUAUUGACCGGGAUA